Molecule: messenger RNA, 951 nt
Organism: Andrographis paniculata
Lineage: Eukaryota; Viridiplantae; Streptophyta; Magnoliopsida; Lamiales; Acanthaceae
Product: transcription factor MYB41-like
Exons: 2
Coding region: 1-951 (316 amino acids)
Source: RefSeq, a predicted model, not a curated record
AUGGGGAGAUCGCCCUGCUGUGACAAAAGUGGAAUGAAGAAGGGUCCAUGGACCCCGGAGGAGGACAUGAAGCUCAUCAACUACAUUCAGACCAACGGCCCUGGCAACUGGAGGACCCUCCCCAAGAAUGCCGGGCUGGAGAGAUGCGGGAAGAGCUGCCGGCUCCGGUGGACGAACUACCUCCGGCCGGACAUCAAGAGAGGAAGAUUCUCCUUCGAGGAGGAGGAGACCAUCAUCCAGCUCCACAGCCUCCUCGGCAACAAGUGGUCCGCCAUCGCCGCCCGCCUCCCCGGCCGGACCGACAACGAGAUCAAGAACUACUGGAACACACACAUACGUAAGCGCCUCCUCCGCAUGGGGAUCGACCCCGUCACCCACGCCCCCCGCCACUGCCUCCGCCCUGAUUCCGCCGCCACCGCCACCCUCUUCACCCACCUCCUCCGCCUCCACCACGCCGCCCUCACACUCAACACCCUCCUCUCACCCCAAACCCAAACCCUAACCCAAACCCUAACACAGUUCCCCCCAUUAUCAUCUUCAUCACCACCACCUCCUCAGUUACAAGACGCCGUCGCCGAUUUUCCGAUCAGCACCGCCGCGGACACAUCGAUGAACCACCAAUUACUUCAAAAUUGCAUCCCGGACUUGUCUGAUCAAAACUCUAGCGGCGGAUUUCAGCCGAUGAACAGCAGCAGCAGUUGCAGUUGCAGCAGCAAUAGCAAUUUCAGCUUGGAUUCGGUUUUGUCGACGCCUCUCUCAAGCCCGCCUCCGCCGCCGGCGGAGGCGGCGGCUGCCAUGAACGCUAAUAAUACAUGUGCUGCAUCAGUGGGGAUAAAUGAAUAUGAAAGAGAAUUGGCUGCAGCUUUGUGGGGCAACGAUAACGAUGAUCUGUGGAGGUUUGAGAUCCCAGAGGGCUUCGAUUUCGAUGAUCUAAUGUUGCCUAAUUAUUAA